CUCCGGCGCUGCGCUUUAAAUAGCAGCUGUUUAAAAGCUCCUCACCAUUCUCCUGUCUACCGCGCAGUACGCAGUCUUCACUCAUUCACAUUUCGUCAAUAAUAAGCCCUCACAUCCCGCAAUGUCGGCCGCCAGCACCGAGACCAGUGCCCCGCUGCCCACCGCUGGCAGCCGCGUCUUCUUCCAAGCUGCGCCCGGGGUGGGCUGCGUGGGGUCCGGCCCCAUCACCGGGGACGACCCGGUCCAGAAGAAACAGGGCAAAGUGACGGUCAAGUACGACAGGAAAGAGCUGCGGAAAAGACUCGUCCUGGAGGAGUGGAUCAUCGAGCAGCUCAGCGAGUUGUAUGACUGUGAGGAGGAGGAGAUGCCAGAGGUGGAGAUAGACAUCGAUGACCUGUUGGAGGUCAACAGUGACGACGAGAGAGCCAGCAAACUGCAGGAAUCAUUAAUAGACUGCUACAAACCAACAGAGGACUUUGUCCGGGAGUUGCUGGGCAGGAUAAGGGGAAUGAGAAAACUCAGUGCACCAACUAAGAAGGGCCUAUAAUGGCUUUCACAUCAACACCAAUCAAACAUAAACUAGAUCAUCUCAGCUCCACCUGCUUAACCCACCCCACAUGGACUGUCAUCAUCACACACAAUAACUUAUCAAAACAUUAGUAACUAUUCUGCAACCUGCAAACACACACACCAUAAAAUCCAUGCAUAUAGCACAACAAGGUGUAUUAUACUAUUUGACUGUUGAAAGGUACGUGAGCGAAACAGAGCCAACGUGGUGAAAAAUGAAAAUGUCAAACCCUGCAACGUGCCAGAACUGCAACCGUGCUUUAACAUGAAUACCACCUAACUCCACAUUUCAGAGCCAUGUUAAAACUUUUCAAGCCGAUGCUGUAAUCCCGACAGCCAUACAGACUAAAACACUGAUAAAUCUCAAAAAGGGAGGUGGUGGGGAAAAAAAAAGAAAAAAAAAGUUUGUACUGCAGUAGGUGUGAAAUUAGCUGUAGCACUAUGUACACACAGUGCUUCAUGGUUUUCUCUUUUUUACUGAGGUGUUUUGCUGUUACUUCUUUUUAAAAAUGUACUGUAUGUUGCCAUUUAUUGUUCACGUGAUUGAAAUGUGGUCUUCAACAGUUUUUAUUUUUGUCCUACUUCUAAGUCAACCUCCUUAUCCUAACUCCGUCAGUGCUUGCAAAGGAGAUGUGAGGGAGAUCUGUGGUUUUAUUUUCAGCACAAGGCGUUAGUACAUCAGUUCCGUCCUUUUGUGACGUGUAAAAUCUGGAGAGUGGGGACAUUUUAGUGUGAAGAUUUUAUUUAACUUUUUUUCCCACUGUUCUGGUACACUCUUCAUCACAGCGAGGCAUGAUGGGUGUUGCGGCUCUCUGUAUGACGCUACAACACCUGUAUGAUUGGCAGCCUUUCACUUAUCAUGUUACGUGAUGUUGUUCAUUGCUGUCCCUCAUCAGAAUACAUAUCAGUUGGUUGUUGAGGUUUAAGCACCAAGCCCAAACAUUUUAGUUGUUUCUCACACCCGGCUUCACUUAACUCUGCUGACUAGCCUCUCUAAUAGUGGUUGGUGUUGCCUUUAAAGACAUUCAGGAUCAGUUCACCUUUUACUCAGCACUGAACCUUAACUACUGACAACCUAAAAGGCGAAUACGGUUGAGUCAGAACCUGAAGACAACUUGAAACUUUGACAUUUAAACCUGUCAGGUCCUGCAAGGGAAGGUGUGCCAAAACUGGGAGUAUUACAUCCUAAAUGUUAGACGUCAUGGAGGCGUUGGUGUGACGCAGCGUUUCCACAGAGAUUUGUUUGAUAGGUUUGUGAAACGUCUUCCAGUAGGAUGUUUCAGACUUUUCCAGGUUGCAGAAAAUAUGUUGUAAUUGCAUAAUCCCAGGUUUAAGAGGUGGAUUUAGUUAUUUAUUGUUGUUAAUGACCUUCUGGUAACCAACACACUCAAAAACCUGUAAGCUCUGGUACAAUCAUGACUCCGUUAUGGGGUUGGGCCCAGUUUCAUUUCCGAGCAGUCAAUCGUGAACCAACAGGAAUGGAGCAGAGCUGAACCUGCCAUGUGAUAUAGUAUAUAGAGAUAUAUACCCUCAGCUGCCAAAGACAAAAGCAGGGCAAUGUUUGAUUUUAACAUAACACUUGCAAAGCACCCGUCUUGCAUGCUAACAACAGAGAAAACAUUCAUAAAGAGUAUAGAUAUUAUAAACUUAUAAUCAAGCAAAAAAUACUUUUUUGACUUAGCUACCAUGUACGACUUUGUAGAACUUUUUGUGUUGAAACAACGUAACUGUCACGUUGGAGAGAAUCCAGGAAAUUUUAAAAAUGGUGCUGUUUUUGAUGUUCUUCCCAGGUUUCGGUUGUAUAAAAGGCGUUUUCACUGUCGAUUGAUGCCAGAGAAAUGUGUCUGAAAGAAAUGUGUCUGUCUUUAUUGAUGGAGUGCAGUCUAGAGUGGCGUCCUCCUUCGCAUUUCCACUCCUCGGUCGGAACAGGGCUGGAGCUGUGUCGCCGGACUGGUUGAUUUAUUUAAAGAGAUCAUGUGUUUUCUGGAUCAGUGAAUGGGAAGGAAAAGUCGAAGAGGAAGCCAUUAUAGGCAGCUGAGAUGCUUCCAGGAUUCAUGUCGAGGUACUCCUUAGGAUUUUCUCUGUCAAGAAACAGUUCAGGGGCAAUAGGCUGAUAUUUUAUAAUUUAUGGGAUUUCAUGUGGAGAGUAUUUUGAAAGUGUCCAUACUAGAGAGCUUUACAUUUGCAUGUAUUUUUAAAGUAGCAUGUUGAAGGGAACAUUUUGUUGGCCCAAAGGUUUUUAUUUCACAAAAUGAAACACUUUCCUUUUUUAUACCUUUAUUAUCAUUAUUAUUAUUAUUAUUAUUAUUAUUAAGACUAAAAUAUUCAGUUUUUCAGCUGCAGUCUUGUUUUUCUGUACAUCCACAAUAAGCGUUCUUGUUUUUAAAAUGUAAUGUGAUGUGUGGUUUGUUUUUGCUGAUAAUAAAAAUGCAGAAUGACUCUGUACUGUUUAAACACA
Molecule: messenger RNA, 3025 nt
Organism: Seriola aureovittata
Lineage: Eukaryota; Metazoa; Chordata; Actinopteri; Carangiformes; Carangidae
Gene: ppp1r14c
Product: protein phosphatase 1, regulatory (inhibitor) subunit 14C
Exons: 4
Coding region: 122-547 (141 amino acids)
Biological process (GO): regulation of phosphorylation
Cellular component (GO): cytoplasm
Molecular function (GO): protein serine/threonine phosphatase inhibitor activity
Source: RefSeq, a predicted model, not a curated record